Molecule: messenger RNA, 2046 nt
Organism: Solanum stenotomum
Lineage: Eukaryota; Viridiplantae; Streptophyta; Magnoliopsida; Solanales; Solanaceae
Exons: 5
Coding region: 527-1918 (463 amino acids)
Source: RefSeq, a predicted model, not a curated record
AUUGUGGAGGUUGAGUUAUUGAGAUUUUUCUGUUUUUUUUUUUCUUCAUUUGGUUUCAAUUUAAUUAGUUGAAUAAUUCUUCUUCUUCUUCUUCUCCUCUCUAUUUUCUUCCUUUUUUCCAAUUUCUCUUUUCUUCUCGACGAUCGCCGGAGAUUCAAUCGGAAAAUUCAUCAACUGUUUAUGGAUUGCAGAAGCAGAUCCCUAUCAGCAUCGCCGUCCGCCGUCUCCGCCUCCGUCAACAACCAAUAUCCGAUUCUUCAGUUUUCAUCUCAACUCUCUAAUCCUUCAUAUACUCCUUUCACCCCGUGGAUACGAUACCUCCGGUUCAGUUUUUCCUGAUUUAUCUUUCAAUUUAUUGUAUUCGAAGAGAACUCCAGAAGUUUAAACGCCUUCAACCUAUCAUUUUUUUCAAAAUCCGGAGCCAAAACUUAAACUUGAAUUAAGGAGACACUUAUUAAAUUAUAGCCAAGAAGAGGUGGUGGUGUGGCACUUAAAAUGAUUUAAGUGCUUUCCAUGUCAACUUAAGAUGGCUGCUUCUACGAGUGUGACAAGUCCUCUACAUAAGAAGAUGUCUAGGAGGAGGGCUAAGACUUCUGGUUGGGCAGCAUUUGACCUUAAUGAGAGACUGAAGCAACAAAAUCUUGAGCCAGAGCCUGAGAGAGAAACCUUCCCCCACUUAUCCGUUCCCUCCACUUCCUUAAGGGGUCCAUCUCAAAGCAUCGCAAAGAACAGUGGAGCAACUCUAGAGAAGCCCUUUUCAUCCUUGCUGCUACCGUCUGUAAGUUUUCCAUCUUUAAUGGCUAAUAAAGAGUCUGAUGCAAAUCAUAGUCAAGUUGGCGAUUCUUGUUUCAACCGGAGUGAUGGUUUUAUCCGAGAAAGAGGUUUUCUUGAGGUGUGUCAAAAGCUGAAAGAGCUCCAGCCAUGGGCUGAUGACACCUUGAUCGCAGAUGUCAUGGCUGGUGUAAAUGAUUUCAAUAAGGCCUUGACAUUGUUAGAAACAAUGGUAUCUCCUGAUCAUACAUAUGUUGCACAUGACAACAGAACAACUCCAGAAGAAGCAGAUACUCCCUGCAUACAAAAGCGUAAAGACGUAGACACCGAUACUAAAGGGGUGAAGUCUAGUAGUAAGGAUUCUCUCAUGAAUAUUAGUAAGUUUGCUGCUAAUACAGGUGUGUCAUUGACAAACAACGUGGAUCUGGAUGAAUUGAGGCAUGCACUUGCUAAGUGUCUUCAGAGCAACAGUCAAGAACUAAUAAAUAACUGUGUUCCUCACAAGAACAAACUUCAUUUUGAUGGAGCAGUGGGGAGUAUGAGCUUUGUACCGGUCGAGCCUGAAUGGGAAGAGGAUGAUAUUUACUCGAUCCAUCGGAAGGAUGCGGUGAAAAUGACGAGGUCAGCAGCCCGACAUUCUAAGGCUGCCAGUGAGGCCUAUCUCAGAGGUGACCACUUAUCUGCCCAACAUUUUUCUCUAAAAGCCCAAGAAGAGUGGGUUGCUGCUAAUAGGCUAAAUGCCCAGGCCGCAAAAGAAAUUUUGACUACCCGCAACGGUAAGAAUGAUCAAUGGACACUGGACUUGCAUGGUCUUCAUGCAAAAGAGGCAGUUCAAGCCUUACAAGAACAUUUGCAAAAGAUUGAAUCUCAGGUGGCACAGAAUCUUGUUGGCCAUAUGAAUCAAGUGAACUUGAAGCGCAGCUUAGGAGCUGCUGUCUCUAUUGAUGUGGAGAAUGAGAGCAAAGGGUCCCUAUUGAAUAAGCAGCGGCCAGCUUUCUUAGAGGUCAUAACAGGUAAAGGUAUUCAUAGCCGGGGACAAGCUGCGCUUCCAAUGGCUAUAAGAAGCUUUCUCGUGGAGAACGGAUAUCGUUAUGAGGAGACAAGGCCCGGGGCGAUCACAGUUAGACCCAAGUUCCGACCACGAUAAAUAUGUUCAUAUGUAUAUUUUGGGUCCCAGAUUUAGUGCAUUUGUUUCUGUUGCUAUCAACUUUGUCCGAGAGAUUGUGAGUCUUGAACUGGUCUGAUAAAAACGACCAGAAACCUGUUGUGGUUUUA